Molecule: messenger RNA, 1622 nt
Organism: Sardina pilchardus (European sardine)
Lineage: Eukaryota; Metazoa; Chordata; Actinopteri; Clupeiformes; Clupeidae
Exons: 2
Coding region: 334-1482 (382 amino acids)
Source: RefSeq, a predicted model, not a curated record
GUAAACAGGAAGCGCUGAAGACGAUAGCGCUCACAUUUAAAUUUCGCUGAGAGGUCACGAUGGCAGCCCCUGUUUGGACCACAAAUCUACUCUCCAUGCCAGAGCUAUCAGUGGAAAUAAUAGAGAAUUGGGCCAGUAAGGACUGCGACAUUCCCCGGGCUGUCUUGCUGAAAGGCUACAGCAAUUGGAUAGAAGGAUACAUACACGACGUGGAAGGUGGAGCUUUCCCUUCAGCCGCCUUUCAUUGGCGAGACUAAAUGCAAUUGCAAAGCUGGCUUGGGACAGUGCAAUCACCUGAUAGGUCUUCUCUACACCUUGGCCCAUUAUGUCAAAAUGGGUUUUACAUCUGUCCCUCCAACUACAAGCAGGACAUCGCUACCUCAAGCCUGGCAUGUUCCAUCAAGGUCAUUAGGUGUCACUCCAAGAGCUGUGAGUACAGUAAGUGUGUCCAAGCUUAAACCGCCACUGAUGAACGCACCACCACAGAAAAAGCAACGCUCUGCUGAGGGGCUCAUGAGUAACUUGUACUGCCCUGUGCCGUUUCCAUUACCUGCUGAGGAACUGGCAGAGAUGCUUUACAGAAACCUGGAUACAAUUGGUAGUAAGAGCCAAAUGUUUAAGUUACUGGAAGCCAAUCGUAAGCAGCCAGUUCCUUCUGUCUCAACACACUUUGGGGACCUUCCGAGGGGAUCUGUUUGUAGCUACCAAAACCACACCUCACUGUCAGUCAGUCUUGAUGAUGAUGACCCACCACUUCCUUUUUCACCACAGCCAUGCUCAUUUUCCACUGUGCUGGAUGAAACUGAGGCGUGCUAUUACGGUGGUCUGGCUGUCACACGUUUCGAUGCAGAGCAGUUGGAGAGAGAUACAAGAGGACAAAGCCUUAGCAAGACCUGGCAUCAAGUGCGUGUUAAGAGACUUACAUCAACAUCUUUCAAAAGAAUUUGUUCAAGGGUGAAGGAGUUUGAGAGUUUGGCAACCAACCUUAUGGAGAGGAAAAGUGUGCAAACAAAAGCUAUGAAGAGAGGGCUGGAAAUGGAGCCAGUUGCAGCUGUUGAGUACAGCGCCCUGUCUGGUAAUGACAUCUACCCUUGUGGUCUGGUUAUUAACCCCCACGCCCCACACCUGGGUGCAUCACCUGACAGGAAAGUGUGUGACCUGAGUGCAACACCAACUCAUGGGCUCCUUGAAAUCAAAUGUCCAGACAAGGAAAGCAUCAGCGAGUGUGGCUACUUGCUCUGCCAAGCUGAUGGUAAAUUUACUCUGAAGACCUCCCAUGAGUACUAUUUCCAGAUGGUUGGGCAGAUGGGCGUCACCGGUAUGGUAUGGUGUGAUUUCUUUGUGAAGUGCAGACAGGACUAUCACUUGGAGCGUAUCCACUUCAACCCCAGUGAAUGGGAGAGCAUGAAGGCUAAGCUGGACAUGUUCUUUUUCUCAUACUUUCUGCCUGCUUUGUGCCACAAAUCACAACAUAAUCAUUGACUUCCAGUGAUUGCAUACCAAUGUAUAUAGCUCUUAUUCAUAUUUUCAUAAUUGCCUUUUCAUAACAUUUCAUGAUUUGAGUCACCUUGUUUUUGUAAUCAUUUGUAUAGGAAAAGUAACAAUAAAUUUCAAGUUCUGUU